Messenger RNA from Bufo gargarizans (Asiatic toad), 2424 nucleotides. RefSeq names its product Rho family GTPase 3 (gene RND3). Lineage: Eukaryota; Metazoa; Chordata; Amphibia; Anura; Bufonidae. The record is from RefSeq and is a predicted model, not a curated record. The transcript is spliced from 5 exons. Gene Ontology annotation, biological process: small GTPase-mediated signal transduction. Gene Ontology annotation, molecular function: GTP binding; GTPase activity. The coding region runs from base 159 to 893 and encodes 244 amino acids.
UAGUGAAACAAAGCUCAGUCACCUCUCUAUUGGAUGUGUUAUUACAGCUCUGCUCUGGGAGGAUACAGCAGCUGGAAGGGAUUGCUGGGAACAAGCUGCUCCUUUCUCUGCAUAACUUCUAUUGUAUCUGCAAGAAAAAGGGGGAUAAGUUCACAUCAAUGAAGGAGAGAAGAAGCAGCCAGAAACUGUCUAGCAAAUCUAUGAUGGAUCCCAACCAAAAUGUGAAAUGCAAAAUUGUGGUGGUGGGAGACAGCCAGUGUGGGAAGACUGCUUUAUUGCAUGUCUUUGCAAAGGAUUCCUUUCCAGAGAAUUACGUUCCCACCGUAUUUGAGAAUUACACGGCCAGUUUUGAAAUCGACACGCAGAGGAUAGAACUGAGCCUAUGGGAUACGUCUGGUUCUCCUUAUUAUGACAACGUCCGUCCACUCUCAUAUCCAGAUUCCGAUGCUGUCCUAAUAUGUUUUGACAUCAGCCGCCCCGAGACACUCGACAGCGUUCUUAAGAAGUGGAAAGGUGAAAUUCAGGAAUUUUGUCCCAACACCAAAAUGCUGCUGGUUGGAUGUAAAUCUGAUCUGCGUACAGACCUCACGACGCUGGUGGAACUGUCCAAUCACAGACAGACACCGGUCUCUUACGAUCAGGGUGCUAAUAUGGCCAAGCAAAUUGGAGCAGCCACUUAUAUAGAAUGUUCAGCCCUACAGUCUGAGAACAGCGUAAGGGACAUUUUCCAUGUCGCAACCCUGGCAUGUGUAAAUAAAUCUAACAAAAAUCUCAAAAGGAAUAAAACACAGAGAACCACAAAAAGAAUUUCACACAUGCCUAGCAGACCGGAACUGACCGCCGUUUCCACUGACUUGAGAAAGGACAAAGCCAAGAGUUGCAGUAUAAUGUGAGGGGUCUUAGUGAUGGAGUGAAAUGAGGAUUUGGUUGAAUGCUCGAUGAAGGUCACUGCCAAAGUGUUAGAUUCUGUUGGUAAACCAGAGCUGUUAAGGAUUUUUUUCAAAUUCUAUUUGGUACUUAAGGAUGCAGCAUGUUGACCGCGCAGAGGAAGAAAGUUGGAAACUUUUGGAAAGAAGUUUCACACAAAAAUAGGAAGCGAUUUAAAAGAUGUUGAUGGUGGAAGAGAAAAUUGUCUUCAUCUCCUAGAAAAAAAAAAAAGAACCUUCGUCUCAAAGUUCAGUUCCCUGUAUCUAUAGCCAAAAAGUUCUAAAGUUCUCAAAGUACUCGCGUUGACUAUAGUGCCGCCGUUUGCACUCUUGAAGAAUGAUCCUUUUGAUCCACCAUCUCUAAAAGUUCUUCGCAAGAGGACCUGUAGACCAAUGCAGCAAGGAUUGAUUGGGGUGUUCGGAAAGUUUUUUUUUCCCCAAAAUUCUAUAAUCUUCUUGCACAGCUAAUUAAUAUAGGCCUAGAUAGUUCAUGGUACUUUUUUAUGACCUAGCUUUUUAAAGUCAUAGUAGUUUGUUUUUUUCCUUAAAAAAAUAAAAAGAUAUGAAUAGCUGUUAUUUAAACUGGGAAUGAACCAGGCAAUGAAACGCAUCAGUUCCAUUCUGUAAAAAUGAAGCUCGAGGAUGCUUAAGACGUUCAGUUAGAGGGUCGGUGACUUGAAGUAUCACUGGCUCCAAAAGGUCUUUGGAAGUUAACACGUUAGCAGUCAACUUCUGACAUCAUUGACUAUGAUCUGUUUUUAUUUUUUCCCAAAAAAAUGUACAUGUUUACAUAGGAAAAUAUAUCUACUAUUGCAUAUAUCCCAAAAGCUUUCAUUAGAUUCUUGUCAGCCAUGAUGUUUGAGCAUUCUGCUAAGGAAAGGGUUAGACUUAAGUCCCUUCAGUUCGGGAUGCAGAUGAAAAUAUAGAGAUGGCCUUGUUAGAAUUUAGUCUUCAAAGCUUUUCCUGGGGGAGGUCUGGUCACAUAAACAAAAAUUUCAGCUAGUACAUAUCUUGCCGACUGUUGCUUGUUGAGUGCAAGCAUUUUCUCCAUUAAUGGCUUCAUUUUUUGAAGCGACCAAAUCUGUGUUAUGACCAUAAAACACUCUUGUUUCAUGUGUAGACAAGCACUGUGUCACAUCUGUACAACAGCACGAGAAAACCCGACAUUCCAGACAUUUUCCCAGAGGUUAGGCCUGGAAUGUCCAAUGAUGGAUCCUACUCCUGUCCUCCUCCACUAGGUUCCAAUAUUAAACACUGCAGUAGGCUUUCAGUAAUGCAAGUACGUGCUUUGGGCAGUAUUACAACACAAUAGCUAGCAAGUGCUUACUCUGUAUUUAGGUAUCGCAACAACCAAGAUAAGUUAUAACGGUCUUAAAACUGGACAGCGUUAUUUUUUAUUUUUUUCCAGUGUCUGUCACUUUGUAUGUUUGAUUUGUAAAUGUCUCUGCUGUAUUUAUUACGUUUUUCCUUUAUGUAAUAAAGGUUUCAUUAAGGUAAA